This is a messenger RNA of Ectocarpus siliculosus, 264 nucleotides long. NCBI's taxonomy places the organism in Eukaryota, Phaeophyceae, Ectocarpales, Ectocarpaceae. The record is from the annotation of a GenBank genome assembly.
AUGACCCAGCAUGGAGUUCUACAGGGCGAGGCGGCGCGAUUUCAGGCUUUGGCGGAGACAGACCCUGAGGCGGCGGUACAGCUCCAGGCCAUCAACGCACAGCUCAAGGCGCUGUCGCAGAGGAUCCGCAACUACGAUGAGGAAAAGGCCGACGAGCUCGAGGAAGAACAGGAAGCGCAGAGCCGAGGGAGGACCCAGCUCUGCUUCUUCAUGGCCUUGGUAGCGGUGGGGCUGGUGGCUAUUGCGGUUUGGGCUCUGACCUAG